CAGACACAUACCGCCCAUCACUCUCUUGCGCCGCCUCGACAUACUUCUCGCAUCACCAUCCUUUCGACAAACACCGAUCUGAGACGACUGGCAGCGUGGAAAAGUAGUCUGGAGGUGUUUUCAGAAGUGGGAAUCUCGCCGUAACGGCAUAAGAAGGCGGAGAACACGGUGCAAGAAGCACAGCUGCAAUAGAGAAUAUGGCAGGCCAAGGCAUGAACCUCGAUCUGAGCAACGCUCAAAUCACACAGGACGAGAAUGGACGACCAUUCAUCAUCGUCCGUGACCAGGGCCGUAAGAAGCGCACGCACGGAAACGAGGCCGUCAAAAACCACAUUCUCGCCGCUCGCACUGUCUCCUCUAUCGUCAAGACCUCGCUAGGUCCCCGAGGACUGGACAAGAUCCUCAUUUCACCCGAUGGCGACAUCACCGUCACCAACGAUGGUGCAACCAUUCUUGGCCAGAUGGAGAUCAAGGAUCACAUUGCCAAGUUGCUAGUCUCACUCUCACAAUCCCAGGACGCCGAAAUUGGAGAUGGAACGACAGGUGUGGUGGUGCUGGCAGGCGCUCUGCUCGAGCAGGCUGCAGAACUUAUCGACAAGGGAAUCCACCCCAUCAGAAUAGCAGACGGCUAUGACCAGGCUUGCGAGGUGGCAGUGGCAGAGCUGGACCGCAUAUCAGAUGUCAUGUCUUUCAGCAAGACCGACACCGACAACCUCUACAAGUGCGCCAGAACGUCACUGGGAAGCAAGAUCGUUUCCAAGGCACAUGGACAAUUCGCUCAAAUGGCUGUGGACGCCGUACUAUCCGUUGCUGAUCUGGAGAGAAAGGACGUGGACUUUGAGUUGAUCAAGGUCGAUGGCAAGGUGGGAGGCUCAUUAGAGGACUCUGUGCUGGUCAAGGGUGUCAUCGUGGACAAAGACUUCUCCCACCCACAAAUGCCGUCAGAGGUACGAGACGCGAAGCUUGCCAUUCUCACCUGCGCAUUUGAACCACCCAAGCCGAAGACCAAGCACAAGCUGGAUAUCACGAGUGUUGCCGAGUUCAAGGAGCUGCAAAAGUACGAACAGGCCAAGUUUGCCGAGAUGAUUCAGCAGAUCAAGGACACGGGCGCCAACGUGGUCAUCUGCCAGUGGGGCUUCGACGACGAGGCCAACCACCUCCUUCUCACAAACGAGCUUCCGGCGGUAAGAUGGGUCGGUGGUCCAGAGAUUGAACUCAUCGCCAUUGCCACCAACGGGCGCAUCGUACCACGAUUCGAGGACCUGAGCGCGAAGAAACUGGGCCACGCAGGCAUUGUCAGAGAAAUGUCAUUCGGCACCACGAGAGAAAAGAUGCUGGUCAUCGAGGAGUGCGCCAACUCACGCGCUGUCACCGCUUUCAUCCGCGGUAGCAAUAAGAUGAUCAUCGACGAAGCCAAGCGUUCGCUCCAUGAUGCUCUUUGCGUGGUGCGCAACCUCGUCAAGGACAACCGGAUUGUGUACGGCGGUGGUGCUGCUGAGAUUGCGUGCUCUUUAGCAGUCGAGAAAGCAGCGCUAGACACUCCUGGUUUGGAACAGUACAGCAUGCGCGCUUUUGCUGAUGCUCUCGACGCUGUACCGAUGGCACUUGCGGAGAACAGUGGUUUGAGCCCGAUCGAGUCCUUGUCCGAACUCAAAGCACGACAAGGCAAGGGCGAGGGAAGAGGACGUCUUGGCGUGGACUGCAUGCAAACAGGAACGAAUGACAUGAAGGAACAUUUCGUUAUCGAUCCUCUGAUUUCCAAACGCCAACAACUCCUCCUUGCAACGCAAUUGUGCCGCAUGGUGCUCAAAGUCAACAAUGUGAUUGUUGCUGGAUCUGAUGAAAACGACUUCUAGAUGGAAUACCUGUCUCUUGAUGGGUGGAACGGGAAGCACGCAGCGACGGCGUGAAGGUGUCGACGGCUGGAAGCGCGACGGGCUCCAGAGGUAUGUACAUCGUACAGUACGUGUGUACUACUGCCCAUGCUUUUGCCAUAGACGAUCGAACAUUUCCGACAUCAGAAAAAGAUGUUGGCCGACGUGCUGCUGCAGGUACCAGAUAGCGUACCACACCAGAUCGCGCAGGCGGAAGUUCGGCACCACACCGCAAAGCGCUUCGCACGAGGCGCCGGCGGCGUGCAUAUAGUGGCGGGAUGCAGCAAGACCUCAACCUCUCUCGAACGAACGAAUCAGUAAUCGUAUAGAGAACAGAGCAGCACCUUGACCUCUUCUUCCCUCUUCACUUUCUCUGCUGACCGACUAGACUUCUCAUCUGCUAAUCUCGCAACUCGUUUUCCCUCGUCAUCACUCACUCUGUCUUGGCACAGCUUUGCAAUCGCCGAUCCCGCCGCUGCUCUGGCCUUUAACCGCCGACUUUUCACAUUGCGCCGACCUGGGAACUCGUAUACCUGCACACUCGGACUGCUGUAUGGACGAUACGUGGCAGAGACAUGUCCGUUCAACUACUGCGGAUACCGUAGACUCUACUGCGACCACAUUGCUCCCUAGCGCAUCGAGUAGUAAGGGUCACAGCUUUGAUGAAGAUGGGAAGCGAUAUGCGGAUGUGGAACUCAUAGCAUGGGAGAAGGCCCAAGGGCUAGGAAAGAGAAAGAACCUCAACCAAUAUGCCGAGGAAGAAGAAAAAGAAGAAGGUGAAAUAGACGGUGGUCACGAAAACGACACACUCGAGCACCAACCUCUCCUACAAUCCCGCCCAUCUCUCAAUGCACUACGCGAACAACAUCAAAAGGUCGCGCACACAGCCCAAACAGUCGGUGGAGAGGACGCAGCCGAGCCACCACCUCCCAACGACACCUCCAAACCUCAACCAGUAUCCUGGAAAGACCUCCCCCAAAAAGGCCAAUUAGCAAUCCUCACCCUCGCCCGCCUCUCCGAACCUCUCACCCAAACCUCUCUCCAAAGCUACAUGUUUUACCAACUCAAGUCUUUCCCCACCUCCACUGGCAGCCCUCCCAGCGAUGCCCUCGUUGCCCGCCAAGCAGGUCUCCUCGCCGCCGCAUUCACCUUUGCUCAGUUCCUCACCGCCAUGCUCUGGGGACGUCUCGCCGAUAGCGAAUACAUGGGGCGGAAAAGAGUCAUCCUCGUUGGACUCUUGGGCACAGCGAUAGGGAGUCUCGGGUUUGGAUUCAGUCGGUCUUUUGAGGAGGCCAUGUGUUGGAGAGCUGUGGGUGGGGUUCUGAACGGGAAUGUUGGAGUUAUGAGGACGAUGAUCAGUGAGAUUGUAAAGGAGAAGAGGUUUCAGAGCAGAGCGUUUUUGUUGAUGCCUAUGACGUUCAACAUUGGUGUUGUUGUGGGGCCGUUGUUGGGUGGGUUGUUGGCGGAUCCCGCGGGAAGUUAUCCCGGCUGGUUUGGACCGGGAGGGACCUGGGGAGGUAUGAAAGGCGUGUGGUUGUUUAUGGAGUUUCCGUAUGCUUUGCCGAACUUGGUCAAUGCGGGCUUCUUGGUCGGGAGUACGCUCGCUCUGGUGUUGGGAUUGGAAGAGACCUUGGAAGGAUUGAGAGGGAAGAGUGAUUGGGGGUUGAAAAUUGGCAAAUCUUUGGGGAGAAUGUUGUGGAGGCGGAGUACACCAAAGCAGGAAUACGCGCCUCUUCAAGAGCAAGAGGACGGUGUCCUGAACGACCUCGAACUCGCCACCACUUCAACAACCAAACCUCUAAACUCCAUCAGCACUCCCGUUCGAAAAAGAGCCAAGCUUCCCUUCCGCAGAAUCUGGACCCCAAACGUCCUCUUCACCCUUCUUGCCCACGGCCUGUUAGCAAUGCACGUCGGAACUUUCAGCAAUCUCUGGUUUGUGUUCCUCUCUACCCCACGCUACAAUCCAGAACCCUCGGAAGAAACUCUUCCCUUGCCCGAAAACUACAAACCCCAUCCACCAUUCACCUUCACAGGAGGCCUCGCCCUCCCUCCCCCGGCGAUCGGCACCGCCCUCGCCAUCCUCGGCAUCAUAGGCAUCACCCUCCAACUCCUCAUCUUCCCCCGAGUAUCCUUCUGGUUAGGAACUAUCCGGUCCUAUCGACUCAGUCUCUUAUUGUUUCCGCUCUCCUACUUCCUGGCACCUUACCUUGCCGUUAUUCCCAGCAGCAACCAUGCACCCGAACAACCCAGCAGCGGCAUCUGGGUGUGGCUCUCUAUCACCCUCAUUCUCAGCAUCCAAGUUUUGGCACGUACAUUCGCGUUGCCAUCGACGGCGAUUUUGGUGAAUAAUGCUUCUCCGCAUCCUUCGGUAUUGGGGACUUUGCAUGGGAUUGCGCAGAGUGUGAGUAGUGCUACGAGGACGGUGGGACCGGUUGUGGCGGGUUAUAUUUAUGGAUGGGGGUUGAAUUGGGGGGUGGUGGGACUGGCUUGGUGGGGAAUGGCAGGAAUGGCGAUAGUUGGGGCGGCAGCGGGGAGGUGGGUACGGGAUGGCGACGGGCAUGAGAUCUGGCUUGAAGGCGAGAGGGAAGGUGAACAGGAGAGUGGGAAAGGGUGAGCCGUCUUUUGACAAAGUUCACUUCCAUUUCGAGUGUAUUCUAUACCGCCCGAGUCGCAAAAAAAAGGACGGCUUGAUCAGAGGAGUCAUGCAUGCUACUGCCCUUGGGAGACUAGCCACGCACACCGACCAGCCUCAACACUUCGGGAGUCACCUCUGGCUCAUGAAACGGUCGAGUACGAUCCGCUGGGUCCAAGGAACCGUCUGGCCGUCUCGGCUUGGCAUCAUAAUAGUCGACCUUAUCUGCUGGAACGAUAUUCAUGUUCUUGGAAACAAUGUCAGUAUGUGCAAGCCACGCAUCUCGAUCCAAGCACCACACACUCACCGGCCAGUGCGUCGUUCCCUUUCUCUGCUCGAAAAUUUCCCUCUUCUUCUCCAACUCCUCCUCGGUCAUAAAACUCCUCGGACAGUAACACACGUAGGUCGCAAACCGCGUCCGCUCCCCCUUGGGAUUCGUGUUCCAAUGUAUCGUCCGACUAUCCCACAGAAUCAAAUCUCCCGCUUUGGCGCAUACUUUCACCUCCGGACACCCUGCUACCUCUCGAUACCACGCGGCAUCUUCGGGAUUGAAGUUAUAUCCAUUCUCGCCUUCACCCAAAUCACAUUCGGGCCGGAACUUUCCUCCAUUGACCGCGUCGAAAUGGCGUUGAUGGAGUUUAUGACUUCCCGCGAGCACGACGAGUCCUCCAUCCGAGGGCCCGUUGUCGGCGAGGUUUGCGAUGCCUUGAUAUAAUUUGCACUCGGAAAUCGUUCGAGGAUCUUGAUCGAUAUGUUCCCACGGCUUCGUCUCUUCCACAUCUGUGCGUCCAUGUUCGGGAUGCACAGGUAGACUGAUAUUGAGUCCAUCAAACGACGCGAUGAGAUCAUCUGUUCCCCAGAUCUGCGAAAAUGUCUCGAGAAUGCCUGGCUGGGUACGGAUGUUCCAGACAAAGGCUUCGUGGUUGACGGAGUACCGGUUAUACAGGCCUUUGGAGUGGUCGGAUGGCAGAUGCGACGCUUUCCAGGUGCUGCGGUCUGUACGGGAGAAGUUGUUGGUUGGGAACGAUUCGAGCCAUGACCAGGCGGAUUCGACGAAGGAGGCGCAGACUGAGGGUGGGACUACGGAGGGGACUACGACGUAGCCAUCUCUAUCUAGGUCGAUGAGAAACUGGGGUUUGGAGGGUGAGGAGGAUGACAUGGUCGUUGCUGUUGUUCUUCUUCACUUGUUCUCGCUUCUUGUGGCAGUAUAGAUAAAGGAGGCCGCUGGACUGGGAGUGCGUUGAAGACGAUCGAGAAAGGUGAGAUGGAACGACUCUUUCAACGAGGAGGUGAGUAGUCCCGAGACGUGAAGUUUAUCUGUGGUUGGUGAUCGGUAUACCAUUGUCACGAAUUGCUUGGCCGUGGACAAGGGAUAGCUCCAACAGGCAGGCGGGGUUGCGAGGUUGUGCGAGCUUGAGAAGCUUAUACACUGAUUAUUGACUUGGGCUUCACUUGAUCACACAAUCAGCACGCAGACUAGGACUAUUCCAUAAUAUCAGGAAUAUUGUAGCUACACUACUUCGACGAUAUGGAUCAAUAUGUCGAUCAAAGAUAUCGCAAAAGAAAU
This is a messenger RNA of Sphaerulina musiva SO2202, 6073 nucleotides long. RefSeq lists its product as uncharacterized. The coding region runs from base 198 to 1856 and encodes 552 amino acids. Gene Ontology annotation, cellular component: chaperonin-containing T-complex. The record is from RefSeq and is a predicted model, not a curated record. Gene Ontology annotation, molecular function: ATP hydrolysis activity; ATP binding; ATP-dependent protein folding chaperone. Gene Ontology annotation, biological process: protein folding. Lineage: Eukaryota; Fungi; Ascomycota; Dothideomycetes; Mycosphaerellales; Mycosphaerellaceae. The transcript is spliced from 4 exons.